UCGGCACAACGAUAUCAUCUUCGCGCUCGCGCUGGGCCUCACGGCACGCCGCUGCUCCGACACGCCUCGCUCCCGUGUCGACAGAAUAUUACUCGUGCAUCGCUCCGAUCAGCUUUUCGCGCGACGCGCGAGUCGAGUGUUCUCCAAUAAGCCGUACAAAGAAUAUUAAUUAAUCGCGACAAGUCGAGUGCGCGUUUCGCGCGACAAUCGGCGGAGGAUCCCCGUCUUCGCGUCUGCAAAGUGCACGCUUAGAGCUAAACGCGCUCAUCUUUCACAGCCGCGGGACUGCGCGGAUAGAAGAACGGCGCACGACCUUGUUGCGUCCUAAGUAAUGAACUUUAGGCGAUUUCGCGCAAGUGCACGCGCGCGCGUUUAUUAAGAUGCGACUUUCUGGUGAUGGUGCAGUGAUUUCGUCACCCUGUCACCGAUGACCGCGUGACGACAUGUGACAUUGUUUUAAACUUAGAUUUUUAUUUAGAACGCUUCCGUGACUUCGAACUCUACGGACUUCUCGUCAAAUGAGUGGAAGUUUCCUGGUGAGUGCAUCCUCACAUACAUGGAGUUUCAGUUGGAUAGCGCAGAGUACUGCCAGGCUCAACACAAAUAGAGAGACACGCCCGAUACAAUCCCUAACAAUUACUAGAUACUAUUAAAAAGAAGAAAGAAGAAGGGUGGAAACAUCUUGGAGGGAGAGGAAAGAAAGGAUAUUAAAGUAGAAGAAUCAUCACCGGGGAAGUCAGAUAAAUCAUCAACUAGUCAUCGCGCAAGAUAGAAGAAUUUAGUAGAAAUUAUUAAUUUACAUUAGUAGAUGCAAGCAUCGUAGUUACUGAGCGCACCUGUCACAGGAGCACCCAGUGCCAAAUAGGUAAUCUUCCGCGAAUCAUAGUCUAAAGGUCUCAAGUGGGAAGAGUAAAGCGCAUAUCAACACCGCCUAAUGUAACGUAGCCCUUACCCUUUCGGCGAAGUUCGCAUCUCGACAACCCUUCCUAAGGUCUACAUGUAAAUCCACGGUUCUGUCCUCUGUAAAAAAAUAAGAUAUUCUAUUAGCUAAAUGAGAAACAAUUUUAUAAGACUGACAUUUAAUGGGCUAAGUUGUCAAAUCCAGUCUUUGUCGUUUCGUACGGUGCGGCACACUUACGAGACUCCGAAAGAGACCAGAUAUAAGAUCUUUAAGAGUUAAAAACAAUAAAAAAAAAAAGGGGGUAGAUAUAUUAAUCAUCUCUGUGGUUAAGAAGGCAAUGAGCAACAUGAGGGUGAAGGAUAUCAGACCGGCGCCCGCCGAGAUUGAAUACAAAAACAUGAAGUUCCUCAUUACCGAUCGGCCCAAUGAUCAAACGAUCCAUACUUUUAUUCAAGAACUGAAGAAGCACAAUGUAAAGGAGGUGGUGAGAGUCUGCGAACCAACGUACAAAGUCGAGGAACUUAAAUCAGAGGGGAUCAAUGUGGUUGAUUUGGUAUUUGACGAUGGUACAUUUCCACCAAGUGAGGUGGUGGAUGAAUGGUUCGAAUUGUUAAAGAAUCGAUUCCGGGAAUCACCUGACGCAUGUGUGGCAGUGCACUGUGUCGCAGGUCUCGGUAGAGCACCGGUCUUGGUUGCAGUAGCUCUCAUUGAACUUGGACUUAAGUAUGAAGAUGCUGUUGCCCUUAUUAGAGAGAAAAGACGAGGCGCCAUAAACGCAAAGCAAUUAACUUUUCUUGAAAAAUAUCGUCCCAAGUCUCGAUUGAAGCUCAAAAACGGACAAAAAAAUUCUUGCUGUAUCCAAUAAAUCAAAGAAUUUUUUGAAAAUGGAAAAAAAAAGAAAAUGAAAUGUCACUAAUUCAUACUGAUUGGUAUAAAUGUAUAGAUUUUUGCGCCUGACCAGUGGCAUAUUAUAGCAAAUUUGUUCUGAAUGGCCUAUCAAUGGAAAUGCAACCGUGAUUAGUAUCAAUUAAUUGAGGCAUGUUUGGGAAUAUUUAAUACUACAUUCUGAGAAAAAUCAUCAAAAAAAACGCGACAAAUCGUUGCUAAAUUUUUUUUUUAUGAAAAUCAAAUUUAUUUUUGAUACUUAACUGAUAUUGAUCAUAAUGGGCAAAAUUAAUAAUUAAAAUGGUAAUAACCUUAAGAAAAAAAUAACACUUGCAAUCGACUAUACUGUUGUUAUGUUCAGUUCUACUAAAUUAUCGUAUGUGAUUUGUUCGUAGAUGUUAGAAAUUUAUAGUAUGCAAUAUAUUCUUUUUCUUGAAAGAGAAAAAUUCUUUUAAAUAAUUUUAUUCAAUAAUUAAUUUAUUAUUCUAUCAAGAAAGGUUAUAUUGUCGUAGUGAAUAUAAUCUAUGUAGUACACUAGUUUGUUAUAAUUUGUCGAAAUAACAAAUAAUAUGUUCUUUUGUGAAAUAUACAAACGU
Messenger RNA from Linepithema humile (Argentine ant), 2382 nucleotides. RefSeq names its product PRL-1 phosphatase (gene PRL-1). NCBI's taxonomy places the organism in Eukaryota, Metazoa, Arthropoda, Insecta, Hymenoptera, Formicidae. The record is from RefSeq and is a predicted model, not a curated record. Gene Ontology annotation, cellular component: nucleus; cytoplasm. Gene Ontology annotation, molecular function: protein tyrosine phosphatase activity. Gene Ontology annotation, biological process: protein dephosphorylation.